AUGAUUGCUACUACUGUCUCAGGCUAUGCAGCUCUCUACCUAGUCCUGAAUUUCCAACCCGCUUUAAUUAUACUUGGGUGCUAUUUAGACAAACGCAGACCUCUGGCCAGUGGACUGGCUGCCGCUGGAAGUCCAGUCUUUCUGUCAGCUCUCUCUCUACUGGGACAAGUGCUACUGGAUCCCCUUGGCUGGAGAGGUGGCUUCCUCAAUGGGGGCCUGCUGUUUAACUGCUGUACCUGUGGAGCAGUUAUGAGACCACUGGGGUGCAAAGUUAAUAAGACUGCAGCCAGGGUAAAGGUGAACACUAAGCUAAAAGAGAUGCUCCCAUCAAAGACUGGUCACAAGAACAGCAGUCUAGAGAAAGCUAAAAGACAAGCCGUCGAAAAGCAGCUUCUUGACUUCAGUGUGCUCCGUGAUGAGGAACUUAUCAUUAACUGUGCCAAAUUCACAGUCGUCCUUGGUCUAUUUUUUUCUAUGAUUCUCUUGGUCAACUAUGCAAAAGAUCAAGGAGUGCCUGACCAGGAUGCUGCCUUCUUGCUCUCCAUUAUCAGAUACAUUGACAUCUUUGCUCGCCCUACAUGUGGCAUAGUGGGUGGCCUAAAUUGGCUUUGACACAAGAUGCACCUUUUUUUCAGCUUGGCCUUGCUUUUUAAUGGCUUCAAAGAUGUUUGCUCAGCCAGAAGUACAGACUAGAAAGGACUAGUCAUCUUCUGUGUGUUCUUUGGUCUUUCUUAUGGUAUGGUGGGUGCUCUGCAAUUUGAAGUGUUGAUGAGUAUUACAGGAACUGGCACAUUUUCCAGUGCCCUUGGUCUGGUUUUCCUUGAAUCAGUAGCUGUGCUCAUUGGACCUCCUUCUGCUGGGCAUUAAGUGGAUGCUUACAAGAACUAUGAGGUGAUUUUCUACAUGGCUGGUGGGUUCACUGCUGGCACGUUCCUUGCUGCUGCAUCCUACUGUUGCCUAAAGAGACAGAGGAACAAGGAACGAGGAACAAGCCUGCCUUCAGGACUCUGA
Colossoma macropomum (tambaqui) is the source of this 1011-nucleotide messenger RNA. It is a transcript of the gene slc16a8, whose product is annotated as solute carrier family 16 member 8. The record is from RefSeq and is a predicted model, not a curated record. Gene Ontology annotation, biological process: transmembrane transport; monocarboxylic acid transport. Lineage: Eukaryota; Metazoa; Chordata; Actinopteri; Characiformes; Serrasalmidae. Gene Ontology annotation, molecular function: monocarboxylic acid transmembrane transporter activity.